Molecule: messenger RNA, 1778 nt
Organism: Heterocephalus glaber (naked mole-rat)
Lineage: Eukaryota; Metazoa; Chordata; Mammalia; Rodentia; Bathyergidae
Source: RefSeq, a predicted model, not a curated record
UGGCUUCCCCUUAUUUUGACACAGACUAAAAAUUCCGUAUUGUGGCUGCAAGUUCCUGCGAGGCCCAGCCAAGGAGCUGAUCUGCACCUCCUGCUACCAGUAAGCCUGGGCCCUGCAUCACUCGAACUUCUCCCGUCCUCUGACCCAUCGCUGUGGGCUGGGCACAGCUUUGCUUCCGCCUCAGCAUGGGCCCAGCCCUCACGGGGCCACGCCCACUCAUGGUCAAGCGCCACUUCCGGGUGCUCCUGGCCUCCCCGCUGAUGCGGAUCUCGCAGCAUCUCUCACACAGAUCUGUUCACAGGGACACCCACGUCACUCUGGGUCUGGUCGCUCCCUGUGCGUCCCCGGACCUUGAGCAGUGCCUGACACAGGAGGCAUUCACACAUUUCUUAAAGUAAGAAGGAUUUCCUGCUGCCCAGGCUAGCACUGGGCGGAAGUUCUAAAAGCUCCGCUGUGUAGUUGUCAUGGAGUGAAUGACAACAGCAACAGUUGGCAAGUGACUAUUGCUUAGGAAAAGCCAACAUACGACAGGGCAGCAACACAUGGGAGACUGUGUGCACAGCGCCCAGGGCCAAGCAAUCCACUCAGAAGGGCGGCCCAGUGCUUCUGUGGCCCCAACAUCUGCUCUAGCGCCGGGAAAAUGCCCAAAAGGUCACAUUUCAAUAUCCAAGCAGCUGGCUUCAAUAAAAGCUUUGAAGAAGAGCUCAGAUCUGGAAAAAGCCAUUGCCACUGUUGCUCUGAUUUUCAGAAACUCUUCUGACCCUGAUGGUAAACUUGGAAAAGCUGCUACAAAAAGUCUGCUGCAGUCCCAAUUUGGGAAUUUCACCAAGGGACAAGAAUCCAAGUCAACCUACCAAGAGAUCCUUUCUGAACUUGAUGAGCACACAGAAAAUAAGCUUGAUUUUGAGGACUUCAUGAUCUUGCUACUAAGCAUCACUAUCACGUCAGAUCUACUACAAAAUAUAUGGAGCACAAAAAGUAUGAAUUGAGCAGCUUUCUGUGUGCGGUUAGAUGAAAUAAGGGCAAGGGUAAUAAGUGAUAAAGGCUUCCCAUCAGAUUUGUAAUUAAUUGCAUGUUGAUCACACAUCAAGGAUAGCUCUGAUUGCUGAAAUUCGGGCACAGUAUAACUCUGAAAGCUACACAUGCUCUUCAGAAACGCAUGACAUUCAGAAAUGUUCGGGUAAUGUGGUCUUCAUGCUUUACAACAUGUACACUGGACACCACUGAGUUGCUUUUGCUGAAUCAGUAGUAACUUAGAGCAAUUUUCUUGUAGACAGUGAGUCACUUAUUGGAUCCUCGCUCACUGGAUGACAGUUUGUAGCAGCUCCUUGGCGACACUGUGGAGGACGCUGUCAUGGGUGGCUGACAGCCCUCCCCUCAGAUGUGCCUGCAGAACUCCAGCAGAAGAGGCAGACACAGGACCAUUUUCAAUCAGUUGUGCAUAGAGCACAAGUAUAGUUAUGAUAAAGGGUGACAGGACGCUGAAAGUUCAUCUCCUGGCUUGGGUUCAAAGGUCAGGGAAGCUUCAUCGAUGUUCUGCAAAUGGCAAAAACACAGAUGACCAGUGGUUGCUAUGGAAAUGGGUGGGAAAUGAGCUUGUCCACAAAUAGGCACAAGGGACAUCACGGGAGAGCAGAGAUCUCCCUGUCGUGGCCGUUGUGACGGUUACACAGCUGCCUGCAUUGGCAGACUCUUCAAACUCACAUUACACAGGGUGAGUUUUACUGAAUGUGAAUUAUGAAUCAUAUGUAAGUAAAUAAAUCUGACAUUAAAAAUAA